Lodderomyces theae is the source of this 3228-nucleotide messenger RNA. RefSeq names its product endo-1,3(4)-beta-glucanase (gene ENG1). Gene Ontology annotation, molecular function: glucan endo-1,3-beta-D-glucosidase activity; endo-1,3(4)-beta-glucanase activity. Gene Ontology annotation, cellular component: cell surface. The coding region runs from base 1 to 3228 and encodes 1075 amino acids. Lineage: Eukaryota; Fungi; Ascomycota; Pichiomycetes; Serinales; Debaryomycetaceae. The transcript has a single exon. The record is from RefSeq and is a predicted model, not a curated record.
AUGAAUUUGAAGAACUUGUUGACGGCUUUGGUGCCGCUUAUGGUAGCUACAGCAGUUGCAGACACCAACGAGGAGGAAGUGUUGACGGUUACUAGGACUCACUUUGUGACCAAUCCUUGUAUUAGCAACCUUGCCAGCAGCCUAUUACCAAAGAACCCCGAGGCUUUGACCACUGGUAUUCCGGUUGUUUUCGUACACGCUCCUAAAGAUGAUAGUAAGAAAAACAAGAUUGAUUUCACUUCCACAAUCACUCGCACAAAUACCCACACCGUGUACAAGUCAGUGGCAUCAAAAUCAAAAGCUGGAGGUGCUGAUAUUGAAACAGGAACAAACAGUGCUGCUCAAUCUAGCUUAGUUACUUCUUAUUCAACAACCACUCACGAAACUUCCACUUGUUCAUCUGGAAAGUGCCAAGUCUUCACAUACACAACUGUAAUUCCGAGCGUUUACACCAUCAGCGGCCAAGCUGUAUCCAACACCGACAGUGUCGCAGGACAAGACUCCAGUAACUCGAAUCUUGCGUCUGUCCCUACCACUUCAGUCAAGGUUGCUGAAACCACCACGACAUCAACUGUAUUCAGUGCCACAGAGUCCCCGGAAAGCACAUAUAGCCCAUCAACCUCAUUGGAGUCCUUGCCUACAACUAGAUCAGCUCCCGUAACGUCUCAAUCAGUUGUGUCAGAGAGCAAAUCAGUCACUAUCGAUCUUUCUUCAAUCUCAGACGAUGUUACAAUUACCAACAAUGCUACUGAAACUUCAACAGUUGCUGCUGCUAACUCCACCACUCUGUUCUCAGGAUCGGCCACAUCAAGCGAACUCGCCUCAUCUAUUUCUAUUCAGCCACUUGAAACCACAUUGUCAACCAUUUUGAUAACUUCCUCUGCUGCUGCUGGACCAUACUUUAACUCAUCCGUGGUGCUGACCUCGUAUUUGACUAGUGCUGUUUCCACCGAAUCUUCCGAAAGUGAAACAUCAAGCUCAGAGAGUCUGUCGGAAUUCUCAUCUUCCGAGUCUUUGACUUCAUCAAGCACAUCAUCAGAACCUGAAAUUGCGGUAGCCACUGAAAAUUGUUAUUCAGGAGAUUUGUUUUCACCAAUAGACACUAGCGCACCACCUUCCGUUUUCCCCAGACAGCAAUUGCCAUUAUCGAUCCCAGCUGGUGUUAAUAAUAAUGGUGUUCCCAUACAGACAAACAAAUUCUAUGCAAAUCUCUUCUUGGGUGACCAGGAUUUAAUGGUUUACACUUAUCCCUAUGGAAUAUAUUGGAGCAAAACAAACUACUAUGGCUUCGGUGUCCAACACACAAACGUAUCCAAUCGAGUCUUUGGCUCACAAAAUACAAAUAACCCAGGAGUAUCUUCAUACUAUUUCAAUCCAACCAAUAAUGGAGAAUUGAUCUUCUCUGCUACCGAGUUUGGACAAAAUUCAGUAUACUUGGCCCUCACUGACAUGACAGAAAUGGCAGCCACAGCUAGAUUAUCAACUACAGCUGGUGAUGACAUAAACUAUCUCGAGAUCCCAAUUGUACAAGGUAUGGGAUUUGUAACAGGGGUCUAUAACGGUGACUUGGUUCCAGAAAUAAAUUCAUUGUAUGGUGUUAGAACUUUGGAAUUGGAACAAUCGGAUGCUUUGCCAUCCACUGUUUUAAAGUAUAGAGCAACCCUAUUCAAUGGGGUUGAAUGGUUGAUCUAUAUAACCUUACCAGCAGAGGAUGCUGAUUUCGAGUUCACAGCCGAAGAUUCGUAUCAUUUGAGGGCAUCAAAGUCUGUUGAUGGUUUGAUCAUUCAAGUGGCUAUUUCACCAGAGACUUCAAAGGACCUGUUUUACGACGCUGCAGCAGGUAUGUACGUCACAGAUGCCACCAUUCAAGGUACUGUUGGUUGCUCUUCUUCAGCAUCAUACCUGUUUGUGUACCAAACAGCAGGUACUUCAUCAAGUGGAAACCCAAUCAUAUUUGCUCUACCACACCACCUUCAAACUUUAACCUCAACAUCUGGUGCCACUGGUAUAACUGUUUCUUCCCAAACAAAGGGAGAAAUGACAGGUUUUCUUACAAAGCAGUUGUCAUUUUCUGAAACUAUUGAUAAAAACAUCCAAUUCUUGCCAUACCUCGAGGGAAGAACGGAAGCUUUGACUUACACCAGCGAGCAAUUGACUCUACUUGCCAGCUCGGCAAAUGAUGAGCUUGCCGUUGACAUCGCCAGUACAGUUGCCAACAUGAACUCAAAUUACUUCUCCGGAAAAGUGAUUGACAAGUAUGCUCAGAUUUUAUUAGUUGUCAGUGAAAUCAUCAAUGACGAGGCUGUGACAAAUGCAACGUUGGCAGAAAUGAAAGAUGCAUUUGAAACUUUCCUCAACAAUCAGCAAUACUAUCCAUUGAUGUAUGACACCAAAUUUGGAGGAGUAACCUCCACCGCAGCUCAAAAUGGGGACGAUGGCGCUGAUUUUGGAAGUGCUUACUACAAUGAUCAUCAUUUCCACUAUGGAUACUUUGUCCACGCAGCAGCAGUCGUGGGAUUCAUUGACAAAAAGUUAGGUGGUACUUGGGCUCAAGAUAACAAGGACUGGGUGAAUUCGCUAGUUAGAGAUGUUGCCAACCCAUCAAGAAGCGAUCUGUACUUCCCAGUAUCGAGAUCAUUUUCUUGGUAUGAUGGUCAUAGUUGGGCAGCUGGAUUGUAUGAAAGUAAUGAUGGUAAAAACCAGGAGUCAAGUUCAGAGGAUAUUCAUUUUGCUUAUGGAAUGAAGUUGUGGGGAAAUGUAAUUGAAGAUUUGGCAAUGGAAGCAAGGGGUGGUUUGAUGUUGUCAAUCAUGAGCCGUGCUUUCAACUUGUAUUUUUACUACAAGUCCGACAAUACUGUGCAGCCACAAGAAAUUCUCCCAAACAAGGUCAGUGGUAUCUUUUUUGAAAAUAAAGUUGAUUACACAACAUAUUUCGGUACCCCCGACCAGCAUCCAGAGUAUGUUCACGGUAUACACAUGUUGCCAAUCACUGCAGCCAGUUCUUCAAUCAGGAUACCGUCUUAUGUCCAAGAAGAAUGGCAAGAUCAAAUCUCCACAUUCAUCGAUAAUGUUGAUAGUGGAUGGACUGGAAUUUUGAGGAUGAAUCAAGCAAUCAUUGACCCCCAGUCUUCAUACGAGUUCUUUAGUUCCGAUAACUGGUCCAACACGUACUUGGAUAAUGGACAGAGUCGUACAUGGGGUUUAGCUUUCGCUGGUGGUGUUUUAUAG